This is a messenger RNA of Arctia plantaginis, 444 nucleotides long. The record is from the annotation of a GenBank genome assembly. NCBI's taxonomy places the organism in Eukaryota, Metazoa, Arthropoda, Insecta, Lepidoptera, Erebidae.
AUGAAUCUUAGAACAGCGCCAUCUCUUAUUCUAAAUAAAAAUUACUAUGGAGUGGUAAAAGAAAAGCGCGACUUUCGAGUAGUAGACUUGUCGAUAGUUGCAGUGCGUUUGGUAAUUAAUAUUAUCCUCCUCGUCAUAAGCGGAAAAAUGUCCUACUCAAGAUACGUAUUAAUAGAACCAGAUCAGCGCCUAGCGGAACGUCACGACCAGUUUACUGACAAUCUGAAUGUGAAAAACCCGGAGCCUGUGAAAGUUUACGAAAUGUCCCAGAGGGUGCUUGACGAACUCAAACUCAUCAAGGAGAUCAGCGCGACGUUGCAGGAGAAAAAGAAAGAGUAUAUAGAGAAGGUUAUGCAAGCCGCUGAAGAAGCUAAGGAGAAUGCUAAAGAGGCAGUGAUAAAGGGAGCUGAAGAACAAGCUGACAUGGCUGUAAAAGAAUAUUAA